Molecule: messenger RNA, 2583 nt
Organism: Colossoma macropomum (tambaqui)
Lineage: Eukaryota; Metazoa; Chordata; Actinopteri; Characiformes; Serrasalmidae
Product: collagen alpha-1(I) chain-like
Exons: 5
Coding region: 16-2193 (725 amino acids)
Source: RefSeq, a predicted model, not a curated record
ACAUGAGAGGGCGGGAUGCUAGAGCUUUAUAUUCCAGGUAACUCACACAGUACCUGCAGAAUUUACAGAGGAGAUACAAUCGUACACAGCAUGCAGGUUCGUGUUGGAGUGGAAAUGUUGGCGGUGUUGGUGGUGGUGUUACUGGCUCCCAGUCUGACUGAGGGGCUGGUCCUGAACAAAUGUGAUCUGCAGCAACGACUGAACCUGACCCUGAAUGCAACCGUGCCGGACCGCAUCAGCGAGGUGGCCAAGAUUGUGUGCCAUGCAGAGUUGACUUCUGGCCUCAACACCAGCGCAGUCAACCAAAUCCCUGCUCCAUCUUUGCCACCCCCUGUGUCUAACUCUUCUCCAAGUGCUGGUGGUCGCCCUGAUGCUGGUGGUCAUCCUGGUGAUGGUGGUCGUCCUGGUGCCAGUGGCCGUCCUGGUGCUGGUGGCCGUCCUGGUGAUGGUGGUCGUCCUGGUGCUGGUGGCCGUCCUGGUGAUGGUGGCCGUAAGCCCAGGCAUGCACAAGGACCCUUCAAACCAUCUUUGGCACCCCCUGUGUCUAAAUCUGCUCCUGGCGCUAGUGGUUCUCCUGGUGCUGGUGGUCGUCCUGGUGAUGGUGGUCGUCCUGGUGCUGGUGGCCGCCCUGGUGAGGGUGGCCGCAAGCCCAGGCAUGCACAAGGAUCCUUCAAGCCAUCUUUGGCACCCCCUGUGUCUAACUCUUCUCCUGGUGCUGGUGGUCGUCCUGGUGAUCGUCCUGUUGCUGGUGGUUCUCCUGGUGCUGGUGGCCGCAAGCCCAGGCAUGCACAAGGACCCCUCAAGCCUUUUCGCCCUCGUCCACACCAUGAUGACUCUCAAGAAGAUGACUCAGUAGGCAACCACACUGACAUCUCUCGUCCUGGUUCAUCUAUGGCUCCCUCUAUGUCCAACUCCACUCCUGGUGCUGGCGUUACUCCUGGUGCCGGUGUUACUCCUGGUGCUGGUGGUCGUCCGGGUGCUGGUGGUCAUUCUGGUGAAGGUGGUCAUCCUGGUGCUGGUGGUCGUCCUGGUGCUGGUGGCCGUAAGCCCAGGCAUGCACAAGGACCCCUCAAACCUUUUCACCCUCGUCCACACCAUGAUGACUCUCAAGAAGAUGACUCCAUAGGCAACCACACUGACAUCUCUCGUCCUGAUUCAUCUUUGGCCCCCUCUGUGUCCAACUCCACUCCUGGUGCUGGUGUUACCCCUGGUGCUGGUGGUCGUCCUGGUGAUGGUGGUCGUCCUGGUGCUGGUGGUCGUCCUGGUGCUGGUGGCCGCAAGCCCAGGCAUGCACAAGGAUCCUUCAAGCCAUCUUUGGCACCCCCUGUGUCUAACUCUUCUCCUGGUGCUGGUGGUCAUCCUGGUGAUCGUCCUGUUGCUGGUGGUUCUCCUGGUGCUGGUGGCCGCAAGCCCAGGCAUGCACAAGGACCCCUCAAGCCUUUUCACCCUCGUCCACACCAUGAUGACUCUCAAGAAGAUGACUCCGUAGGCAACCACACUGACAUCUCUCGUCCUGGUUCAUCUAUGGCCCCCUCUAUGUCCAACUCCACUCCUGGUGCUGGCGUUACUCCUGGUGCCGGUGUUACUCCUGGUGCUGGUGGUCGUCCUGGUGCUGGUGGUCGUCCUGGUGAUGGUGGUCAUCCUGGUGCUGGUGGUCGGCCUGGUGAUGGUGGUCGGCCUGGUGCCGGUGGUCGCAAGCCAAGGUCCCUCAAGGAAAGAGAAAGAUCCCCCAAGCCUUUUCCCUCUUUCCAGCCUCCUGCAUCUAAUUCUUCUCUACCAGGUCCCAGUUCCAACAAUUCCAAAGUGAACCAAGAACAACAUGACCAUGACCAUGACCGCAAUCAUGAACAUGGUGAUCGCAAGCCCAGGUCAAACAAGCCCAGAGGUGAAACAAGCCACGAAGAACUCGAGCAGCACAGUGAUGGGGUGUGGACGCUCUACGGGUUGUUCCAGUUGGCAGACCGCGUCGCUUGCGUGUCAGGCAGCAAGCCUUCACUCAAUCUUUGCGGACUGAGCUGCGAUAGGCUGAUUGAUGACGACAUCACUGAUGACAUUGCCUGUGUCGGGACCAUCAUUAACAAUGUGAUGGCAAAUGGCAAUGUUCGUACAGAGGCUAAUAAGCUCAUCAAGAAGAUGUAUGAUCUGAUCCAGCAGAGGGAAUGUGCCAACGUCCAGUUCCUCCCUGGUUGUUAGUCAUGAUCACAACGUGACAGAUACAUUCUGAUCAUCAUAGUCAAAACAUGACAGAUUCAUUCUGAAAAUCAGCUUCCUUCUGAAAUUCUAUCUAGGCCAAAUCUAUGUUCCUUAGAACUCCUUCCAACUUCUUAUAACAUUAAAACCUGUCGCAAUGCAAGUUAAACUGGUCAAAGUCUUGUUUACAUAAGGCCAGCAAGGUCUGGCUGAUUGAAAUGAUCUAGUAGGUCCCUGGCAAGUCAAUGUUGUUACUGUGUCUCUGAUGUUGCACAAAGAAGUUUAAAAUAAGUGUCAGUCAAGAAGAUGGUUUUAUUUUCUAUUCCUAAACUAACUGUAAUGCUGAUUUUGUUUUUCCACUUUAAAAUAAAUAUAUACAUUAUUUAUGUUUCA